Molecule: messenger RNA, 984 nt
Organism: Phodopus roborovskii (desert hamster)
Lineage: Eukaryota; Metazoa; Chordata; Mammalia; Rodentia; Cricetidae
Gene: Trim40
Product: tripartite motif containing 40
Exons: 5
Coding region: 114-836 (240 amino acids)
Molecular function (GO): zinc ion binding
Source: RefSeq, a predicted model, not a curated record
GUCCAGUCCUGAGCCCACUCUAUCCUACUCCAGAUCAGCUUCCCCUGGGCCCUCUCACUUGGCACAGUCUGACCUUCGAAUGACCCAGUGUGGAGGCUGCUGAGGCAGCGGCCAUGGUUCCUCUGUAUGAGGACAACCAGGAGAACAUUUGUCCCAUCUGCCUGGAUCCCCCGAAGGAGGCUGUGAGCACAGACUGCAAACACCUCUUCUGCCGAAUGUGUCUGACCCAGCACAUGGAUAAGGCCUCGGUCUCUGGGGUCCUGAGCUGCCCAGUCUGCAGGAAGCCCUGCUCUGAGGGGGUCCUUGGAGCCAGUUACAUCUGCUUCAGUCACCAGAAGAGGGUGUGCAGGUUCUGUGAGGCAAGCAGACAUCUCCUGUGUGUGGAAUGCCUCAAGUCCCCUGAACACCAGUCUCAUACUGAGCUCUCCAUUGAAAAUGCCAUCAGCCACUACAAGGAAAGACUCAACCGCAGAAGGAGGAAACUCAGAAAGGACCUGGGUGGCUUUCAACAGCUUAAGGCUCAGAAAGAGGAGAUGCUGCAGGCUCUGCAGGUGGAUUGGGAGAGCCACGGGCUAAGAGAUGAGCUGAUGAACCAAGACCAAACCAAGGAACAGCUGAAGGCCCUACCUCAGAAUUGGCUGGACCAGCAAGAGGACCUACCAGCAGAAGUGGCAGUAACACAGCUCAGCAUCCUGGCUUCCGGCCUGGAAAGGAUGGCCAAGGAACUGGAUGCCAGCACUCUGAAGGAUGCCAGUGACUUACUGGACAGGAGUGCACCACAGAAACUAGAAGGACUUCUUUCUCAUCUUCCUGCAGCCAACCCAAACCCCAGUUAGUUCUCCUGGUGUGUUCUCACCCCCACAGUUCUCACCUGAUACCCUAACCCCUGACACUUGGACACAGCCUCCUUCCUAAGCCACACACGAGCUUGUGGCUCCUUGUGGCCAGGCAUUUCAGACCUCCAUUACACCCAGGGCCAUUUGU